AUAUCUCAGACGUUAUACAAUUACAGAGUUCAACUAGAUAUCAAAUGGACGAUAGAUGGUAUUGAAUUGUACAAUAAUAGUAUUGUGUCCAUAAUUUAUGCGCAAAGGCGUUUAGAAAUUAAAUCUGCACAUCUUUUAACAAAUAGUGAUGAAGCAGUGAUAAAAUGUCAGAUAAUUUUUGAUCCAUAUGGUGACAAGUAUUCCACUACUAUAGCUAAUUUGACCAUUAUAAAACGUCCUGAAAUAAACCGAAAACUUUUGCCAAAUAAAAUAUCAAAAGAAGUCGGUGAAUCACUAUCAUUGAAUUGUCAAGCGUCUGGUGUACCAAAACCUUUCUUACAGUGGUAUUUUAAUGGCGAUCGACUUGGUAUUAAUGGCUCACAUCUGCACAUUGAAAACUUGGAUAGCAUUAACUUUGGCUUAUAUCAGUGCGAGGCUAGUAAUGCUGCAGGUGUGGAUCUAACGAUUACUUGGCUCAGAAAAGGUUCGGUAUUUAUGCAAAUUCUGUUCGUGUUUCCUUUUUAUUUUAACGUAUUAUCAAAAGGAUUUAUUUUAUUUCAGUUAAUGAAUCUACAUCAGAUUCAUCGCGAUUUGAUCGAGUAUGGACCUUCUAAUCAAAGUAUUUUAAUUGGAAGCAAUAUAAUAAUGCCUUGUAAACUUUCUGAUUAUUUUGAAAACUUGAUAAUCCCAAAAAUUGGUGAUCCAGUUCACAGAUUUGUAGUGACUGAUGAUAAUAAUUUAUCAAUCCGACAAGUUGGCCCUGAUAAUAUUGGCCUAUACACUUGUACAGCUAGUAAUGGCAUCAAUGAACAGUCUGUAUCUGGCUGGCUGAAUAUUAUUGAAAAACCUUCUAUGCCUCAAAUGGUAGUAGCGGAAUUAAUGAAUGAAACAGUACCACCGCGCAUUCGAGUUUUAUGGAAAAUUGGAUUCGAUGGAAAUUCACCGAUUAUUAAACAUUAUAUUGAAAUGCGAAGUUUAGGCCCGUUGGAUCUGUGGUCAGAUUGGGAGGUUGUGAUCGAUAACAUUCCAUCUGAAUUGUGUUGCGAAGCCUCUAUUGAUAAUUUGAAACCGUCAUCUAUAUAUGAAUUCCGAGUGGUAGCUGUGAAUCGUCAUGGACCUGGUAAACCUUCUCUUCCAUCUAAUAAUAUUACAAUGCCUCAGCAACCACCAGCUGCUGCACCUCGAAAUGUCGCUGCAAGUGCAAGAAGUUGGUCUUCGAUCAUGGUGCAGUGGCAGCCACCUCCAUCGGAACAAUGGAAUGGUGAUAUUCUUGGAUAUAUAGUGCGUUAUCGUUUGGCAAACUAUGCUAGUUUACCGUGGAUUGAAAAGAAUAUAAGUAAUGAUCAUGCAAGAAAUGUGCCUCUGGAGCAUUUAAUAACGUGGCGAGAAUAUGAAAUCCAAGUCGCAGCUUAUAACGAUCGAGGAAUGGGUGUUUUUAGCAAACCUAUCUAUGUAACUACUCUUGAAGGAGUACCAACUCAACCUCCUCGUGAUGUGAAAGUGCGCGUUAUAAAUUCCACUGCUAUAUCAGUUUCAUUCAGUCCUCCCGAACAGCAAGUGAUUCCUGGCGUGAAUCAAGGUUACAAAAUCGAAAUAUGGAAAGGUGCAGUUUCUUCAACAUCACUUUUCCGUCAAAUAAGAGUACUUCCAUAUGAGAAUCCUAGUGAAGUUAUUGGAGACCUCGAAAAAUUUGGUCAUUAUAAUGUGACAGUCUUAUGUUUUACUUCUCCAGGUGAUGGUCCACGCAGCAAACCUGUCGAAGUUAUCACAUUUGAAGAUGUACCAGGAGCCGUGAGAAAUAUACGUUUCGAUGAAAUUUUAUUCAAUAUGGCAACCAUAAUAUGGGAUCCACCACUGGAACCUAAUGGAGUUAUUACUAAAUAUACGAUUCGUUAUCGGGAACUUUCAUCGGAUGAGAAACAUUUGCUUAUUGCGAAGCCUUCUGCUCGAAAUAUCACUAUCGAAGGCCUCAAUGCUUCAACUACUUAUAUUAUUAAUAUACAGGCUUCAACAAAAAUUGGUGCAGGUCCAAGUCUAAAAGCGAAAUUUCAAUCUGGAAUACCUCCAAUACUCCCCGGACGCCCUUCUUCGUUGGUAGUAAAUGGAAUUAAGGCUCGUAAUGUUACGUUGGAAUUUGUGCCUGGAUUCGAUGGUCAUGCCCUGAUUAAUAAAUGGAUAGUAGAAGCUAAAGUUGGAUCAUCUUCGAUUUAUAUACCUAUUUUUAAUAUCAGCUCUCCUAAAAGUCACUCGAUUAUCGUGCAAGGAUUGCGGCCAUAUACAAAAUAUCGAUUGCGAUUAAUAGCCGAAAAUUUGAGAGGGCAAAGCCUGCCCUCGGAACCUUCGCAAGAAUUCCAAACAGCAGAAGCAGAACCAGAGGCGAUAUGGGACCACAUUGUCGUCGAACCUCUUUCUGCAACAUCUAUUGCUAUAACAUGGCUACCUUUUACUUCUGUACAAUGGAAUGGAAUACCACGAGGUUAUAUUAUAAUAUAUCAGCCUAUCGAUGUCGGCAUAACUGAACUAUCUUCUAAAUGGGUUAAUUUUUCAUUAAAUCUAUUGCCAUAUAAAAUAUACGCCUUUAAAAUGGUCGCGGAGAACUCAUUUGGUCGAAGCGUAGCAUCUGAAAUAGUUAAUGCAACAACUUAUGAAGCUGUUCCUUCUGGUAUUCCCAAUAAUAUUGAAGUAGCUGUAAACGGUGCAGGAAGCAUUACAGUAUCAUGGCAAUCUUUAUCACCUCAUCAAAGUAAUGGAGUAAUAUGGGGAUACAGGGUUCGAGUGAUUCCUGAAAAUAGAUUUCUUCAUUCUGAAUUUACGCAAGAGAAAGUGGUGGAAGAUCCUUCUUCUUUGCAUGUCUCUUUUUCGAAUUUGCGUCCAUUUACUUUUUAUCAUGCUUUUGUCGCUGCAUUUAAUAUAAUUGGUUAUGGCCCUGAAAAUUUUCCUGCAUGUCGUUUUCAAACUUUGGAAGAUGUUCCCGGUGAACCAUCCAAUGUUUCGUUUUCAUAUAUCAGCGAAAAUGAAGUUCGCCUGAAAUGGGAUCCUCCAUACGAACCAAAUGGAGCGAUUAUCCAUUAUUCUGUUGCUUACUGGAAGUUCAGCAAAAGGAAUGAUACAACGAAAAUUCAAUUGCCACAUAAUAUUUAUGGUUUCUCAGCUACUGGACUUUCAACAAACACUAAAUACCUGUUCAAUAUAGCUGCAGAGACAAAUGUGGGCUGGGGACCACCGAAUGUAGUUGCUGUUGUGACUACUUAUGAAAGAAACAAGGCGCAACCUCCAUCAUCUAAUAAAAUUGCGGUUAAGUGGAUAAAUCCGUCAUUAAACUCUGAUAUCUCGCCGCUGCGCUUUAUAAGAUUUGAAUACCAAGAAAAAAAUAAAAAUUGGAUCCAGUUUUCUAGACUGAUUUCAGGAGCAGCAAAUAGAACAAUAAUUAAAGGAUUGAAACCGAAUACAUUUUAUCGUAUUCAUAUGCGCUUCCAUAGUGAUUUUGGCGAAAGUGAUUGGUCUACUGAAAGUAAAUGGAUAAAAACUGCUGAAGAUAGUCCUUCUUCACCACCGGUUUCGCUAAAGGCAAUACCUUAUGAGUCGUCUUCUAUUUUGCUUUCAUGGAACUCUCCUCCAGCAAGUGAUUGGAAUGCCGAUUCAAUAAGUUACCGUAUAAUUUAUCGUCAAUACCCAUCAAACGACGAAUUUCAACAGGAGGAAGUGGUAAUUUCUGAACAAGGCAAUUUGGAAUUGCAAUAUAUUAUCAAAAAUCUGCCGAGUUUUCGUCAUUAUAUAAUAAAAAUGCAGUCGACUAAUACUAAAGGUAGCAGUCCGUUAUCUACACCUAUCUUUGCAUAUGUUGGCUUUUCUAUUCCGAAACAAAGAAUUACAAAUAUCGUAGCAAAAGCGAUUUCGUCUACAUCAAUCAGUAUUCAUUGGGAUAAAUGGGUGAAUGAUCCAUAUGAUAUAAUUUUUGGCUUUAAAAUACGAUAUAUACCACUAUCUAUUGUAUCAGAUGAAGAAAAUUUUGAAGAGAUGUUAGCCACAGUAAAUAAUUCCAUAGUCAUUACCGAUCUUCGCAAAUAUACCGAAUACCAGGUUUCCUUGUCAGCAUUCAAUCGUGCUGGUGAGGGACAGUUGUCAAGUACCCGGGUUCAGACUUUUGAAGAUCUUCCUGGACCUGUUUCAAAUCUAACUUUUACUGAUAUAUUGCUUGAUUCAAUUAAUGUUAGUUGGUUACCGCCAAAACAACCAAAUGGCAAACUGCUAGGCUAUAUAAUUAAUUAUAGAACAUAUAAACAAAAGGAAGAAUUAAGGAAGGAAGUGCGAGAAAAAACACGAUAUAAUUCUUUCUUAGCUACAAAUUUGGAAGAAAAUGUUGUAUAUUUUUUCUCAGUCAAAGCAGAAACGUCUGUUGGUAGCGGAGAAGAGGUCAUUGCAAAUGUAACUACUGGUUCUCCCGAUUCUCCAUCGAAACCGAACAUCAUUCCUAGGCAAAUAUCUGUUCGACUUGAAUGGGAGAGUGGUCAACCAGGAUUUGUAAGAUUUUCAUUGUUCACUGAAGACAUUGAUGGAUCCAUAUCUGCGGGAAAUGUGGAACAUUCUGGGAAAGAAAUGGUUGACAAUAGUCAUCCUUAUCAUGUAAUUGGGGAAUGGAUUACAAUUACGAAUUCCCAUAAUGUAGAUCGUCUUUAUGAAGUUAAAUACCGGGAUUUACAACCUGCAUCCUUUUAUGUUUUCCGAGUUUUUGCCCGGAAUUUAAUCGGUGUUGGUUAUCCAAGUCCAGAAUCUGACCAGUUAUAUGUGCCAGCAUUGUUACCUGAAGAACCAUUUUUCAUAAAGUGGUGGUUCAUUAUUAUCGUGACUGUGAUUAUAUUGAUUGUUAUCGCCAUUGUUAUUGUGCUAUUAUAUGUUACUGGCAGCCGAUUCAAAUAUGAAAAAAGAAACUCUGUAGAUUCUUCUCAAUUUGCUGAUGGUGGUAUUGUCAGUUACGAAUUAAGGCCUCCAAAACGAAAGAAUCGAAAAGAUCAACCGCUGCGGCCAAAUACGAAUACCUCUUGGGUGUCAGAUUGUCGUGAUCUUCCAGUUUAUGGUGGCAUAAAUGGCGCGGAUACUAUUGGCAUGUAUGGUUCUUUGACUACACUUGGUAUAUCUAACAACAAUUCGAAUUGGCCUUAUUUAUCUGAUUCUCCGCGACAUAAAAUGUCAAUUGGAAAUUUUACAAAUCAGAAUCGUUUAUCUGACAAUUUUUCAGUAAAUGAUUCAAAUGGCGAUAAAAGCGUAAAUGAAAAUGAAGAAGAAGAACCGGAUAUUGGUGGGUAUUUUUUUUUAAUUUUAGUUAGUUUUUAA
Messenger RNA from Dracunculus medinensis (Guinea worm), 5331 nucleotides. The record is from the annotation of a GenBank genome assembly. NCBI's taxonomy places the organism in Eukaryota, Metazoa, Nematoda, Chromadorea, Rhabditida, Dracunculidae.